GAUAAUAUUUGCAUCCUGCAGGAGGUGGUGCACUCAAUGCGUGCGCGCAAGGGGAAGCGGGGGUGAAUGGUCUUGAAAAUAGACCUCUCUAGAGCUUAUGAUCGGAUUAGAUGGGGGUUUGUUCGUGAUACCCUCGAAGCAACAGGUGCCCCAGCAAAGUUUGUGGACAUUACAAUGGCGUGCAUAUCCUCGGCCUCUAUGCAAAUCCAGUGGAAUGGGGGCCUUACUGAAAGCUUCCAGCCGUCGCGCGGGUUACGCUAGGGAUGCCCGCUGUCUCCCUAUCUUUUCACUAUGUGCAUGGAGAGAUUAGGGCAUAUCAUUGACGACUCGGUCAGAUCUGGCAGGUGGCAACCUAUACGCCUCUCAAACACAGGUCCGGCGCUAUCCCACAGCUUCUUCGCCGAUGAUUUGAUUGACGACUCGGUCAGAUCUGGCAGGUGGCAACCUAUACGCCUCUCAAACACAGGUCCGGCGCUAUCCCACUGUUUCUUCGCCGAUGAUUUGAUCAUCUUCGGGGAAGCAUCAGUUUCCCAAGCCCAGAAGAUCAAUGCCUGCUUCGAGAGAUUUGGGGCAUCAUCGGGACAACAAAUUAGUAAACCCAAAUCAAGAAUCUACUUCUCAGCCAACGUGACGGAUACGCAAAGGCAAAGCCUCGGUCAGGAACUUGGGAUUCCGGAAACAACGAACCUGGGGCGCUACUUGGGGGUUCCCGUGAUUCAUGGUAGAGUGUCGAAAGCUACAUUUACGGAUCUGAUUGACAGGAUUGAUAGACGUUUAGCGGGGUGGAAGGCUGCGUCUCUCUCGCUUGCCGGGCGAAUCACGCUAGCGCAAUCCGUGAUCUCAUCGCUACCGGCUUACACUAUGCAGACAACCUUGCUUCCAGCAAGUGUGUGCGACUACAUUGAUAAAAAGAUCCGGGCGUUUAUCUGGGGAAGCACCGAACAGGGGAGAAAAGUGCAUCUUAUCGAUUGGGAAACUAUCUGUCGACCCAAAGAGGAGGGAGGCUUAGGGCUGCGAGAUUCUACAAGAACUAAUGAAGCUUACAUGCUGAAGAUCGCCUGGAGAAUGCUCACAAAGCCAAAUGACCUCUGGGCAAGGGUUCUUCGAGGGAAAUACGGGAAACAGACGGAAGAGGGAUGGACCUUUCGCAGUAAGGAAAGGCUGUCUAAUCUCUGGCGAGGAGUGAUGCGCGUCGCACACUUGAUCGAGGGGGCAACGGCGUGGAACGUUCGAAAUGGCAAAGUGGCACGAUUUUGGAGUGAUAGAUGGCUGGAUGAUGAAGUCAUCCUCAGUGACCAUGAGUCCGGCCUAGCGCCAGAAGUGUGCAACAUGCCAGUGAUUGACUUUGUACUCAACGGUGAGGGAAACCUGGAAUAUUUGCGGCAAUACUUACCCCCAACUCUUGUUUUGCAGGUAGGAUCGCAUCCUGUCCCGACGGAGGAAGCCGAUGACGUUCGGGUUUGGAGAUUCUCAGAACGGGGGGAGUUCACCCUCCGAACGGCGUACGAGCUGACUGAACGGGAGGCGAGCACGACCAAUGUCCAGUCUGUGUGGCGAACCAUCUGGAAGGCACCAACCAUGCAGAGGGUGCGCUCCUUUCUUUGGCUGAUGAACCACGACCGCCUCUUCACCAACGCAGAGCGAGGGCGCCGCCACCUGACGACAAAGAAAGGAUGCAAAAUCUGUGGAGUUGACCUGGAGACUACAAUCCAUGUUGUACGUGACUGCCCCUUCGAACGAGCUACCUUGGCAGAAAUGCUUGGAGGCGAACCGGACAGCCUCUUCUUCGAACCCGAUGUCAAGCGCUGGUCGCACUACUAUCUUUCAGGGAAGAGUCAGAUUAUUGAUAGUACUCUCUUUGCAGGUGUCUGCUGGUUACUGUGGAAGAAUCAGAAUGGCCUUAUCUUCCGGAGCGAGCUGAAAACUCAUACACAGAUCCAGUUCCAAGCAAAACAGCUCAGAGAACAGAUUCUUAAAGCAUUCGAGAAGGAGAGGAACAUUUUCGGAGAUGGGGGACUCCGAGUAAGGUGUGAAAUUGGCUGGCAACCACCGGCACCUGGCUGGGUCUGUGUCAAUACAGAUGGCUCAGUUAACUCCUUUCCAGAAAGCACAGCCUGUGGCGGCAUCGUUCGGGGAGACGAUGGUCGUUUCAUCAGAGCAUUCACAGCGAAUCUUGGAGGGGGUUCCAUAACCCGUGCCGAGCUGACUAGAAUUGUGUAUGGGUUGAAGCUUGCUUGGGAGGAAGGCGCCAGGAAGGUUGUUCUGCAGACUGACUCAGCGACAGCCAAGUCCCUGAUAGAGACGGUAUCACCGAACCACCCACAUUAUACGAGGGUGGCUGAAAUUCAAAGAUGGCUUGACCGACCAUGGACUGUCAGGAUCGAUCAUGUCUACCGCGAAGCCAAUUAUGUCGCGGAUCAUUUAGCCUCUGUGGGCCACUCGGCUCCGACUGUGUACCAUAUUAUUAAUAGCCCGAGUAGUAAUCUGGCUUACUGGCUGUACUAUGACACUUUGGGAAUACAAACUCCCCGUUUGAUUCGUACGGAAUAAAGGUUAGGGCGCCCUUAGCGCCCUGUUCUCACAAAAAAAAAAUAUUUAUUGGUAUUGAGCAGGAUAAACUGUAAAAAUUACACAAAUUGGGGUGAAUGCAUUUUCAACAGUAUGAUGGUACCUGGGCCUGCUCAUAUCCAAAUGGAGGCCCAAGCCUUGUUCAUAUCGCAUGAUGGGUUUCAAGUUUCAACCCAAAAAUGGCAAAACCACUCCGGCAAUUGAGCGAACGAGUACGAGCCCCCAUUGGCCGCUGCUUAUACAAAGAGAAUUCCCCACCUUUGGUCGUCCUCUCACCUCUGCGAUAACAGUCGUUAAACGAAGUGGAAGAAUCUCUGGCCGAUCAACAUAGGGGAAGCGAGAGAAGCGCUAUACGCCGGGGAACCAUGAGCGGGGUUGCGAAGAAGGUGACAGAUGUGGCGUUCAAGGCGUCAAAGACUAUUGAUUGGGAAGGCAUGGCCAAGCUCCUUGUCACCGACGAGGCUCGCAAGGAAUUCGCCAAUCUCCGCCGCGCCUUCGACGAUGUUAACUCUCAGCUCCAGACCAAGUUCAGCCAGGUCACCUCUCCAUUUCCCUAUGUACAUAAUUUUUUUUAUGAAUUUCGGCCGUCCUCUUUUCCAGUUUCCGAUUGCGCCUUUUGAUAGGGUUUUUCUGCAAUCUGGGCCUAGAUCUAAAUGUCUGCGCUUCCGGCAUAUAUGGAAUGAUCCUUGGAUUGCUUUAGCCGUAGGUAACGGUUUAAGAUUCGUAUGAUAACAUCGUCAAGGCGUUUGGGACUUGGAAGCCAUUCAACUUUGUUCCGUUUUGUAAAAUUUAGGCAGAUGGAUAACUAGAGUCUGGCUGUAACAGUGUUUUCUUUUCAUUGACAUAAUCUGACGAUCGGGAACGUAUCACAGUAGAUGAGCUUAGUUUUACUAUCGGUAUCUGUUGGGAUUGAUCUAUCUCAGGAAUUCCUGCUAUGUUGUAGUACAAGGUUAAUGCUUCUAUGGGGUUUAUACAUUUAAAGUACUGAGCAAAUGUAACUUAAUGUGUAGAAUAUUAUUUUCUAAUUGAAAACGAAGAGAUAAUAGGAUUAAUAAGUGAUAGGUAUAUACUGAUUGUUGAGUGAAUGUGCUAUUGGUUCUCUGGCAUGUAUGGGGUUCAUGUUUGUAUGUUGGAUCAAUUGACUUAGGUUACUGAAUCUUGUUGCUCAUGUUGUUGUAAACUGUAUCCAUCCACCUGUGCCUUCACGGUCUAAAGUUGAUUCCUCUUUAAUUUCUGUAAAAUUUUGGAUCUUUGUUUCGUUAUCGGUUAUUUAUUGCUAGGACGUGUCAGUAUAAUGUAUGUAAAACUGGAGGUAGCUUAAUAGUGUAAUUUUUUUAUUUUCUUCAAGAAGCAAUUUGAGCACAAACUUAUGCGAGUUAUUUUCCCUUUGAAUUUUCAGGAACCCGAGCCAGUAGACUGGGAAUAUUACAGAAAGGGGAUUGGUUCUCGCUUGGUUGACAUGUACAAGGAAGCAUAUGACAGUAUGUCUCCUAUAACUUCUUAAGAGUUAUGAACUGUAUUUGUUUGAGCUAUUUCUUGAAAGUGCACUUGUAUUCUUCCCAUGUGGUUGUUCAUAAUUCUGCUGGAGUCAACAAUUAUUCAGCUGGCGCUUUUCUGAAUCUCUAUCAAUGGGGUCAUUAGUCUUCUCCAGCUGUGGGAUAUUAAGAAUGGAUCUUCGUUCCUCUUGAUGUAUUUAUUAUCUGACCAUCGUCAUAAGAUAACAUAAAAUGUGUAAAAAAAGGCUCGUUUUCGGAGAACCAAAUAUUUGGUCCAAAUUUCCAAUGAAUUAUGUAGAAGGGG
Linum trigynum is the source of this 4368-nucleotide messenger RNA. The record is from the annotation of a GenBank genome assembly. Lineage: Eukaryota; Viridiplantae; Streptophyta; Magnoliopsida; Malpighiales; Linaceae.